This is a messenger RNA of Rhizoctonia solani, 1569 nucleotides long. Its product is annotated as coronin. Gene Ontology annotation, biological process: actin filament organization. The record is from RefSeq and is a predicted model, not a curated record. NCBI's taxonomy places the organism in Eukaryota, Fungi, Basidiomycota, Agaricomycetes, Cantharellales, Ceratobasidiaceae. The coding region runs from base 1 to 1569 and encodes 522 amino acids. The transcript is spliced from 6 exons. Gene Ontology annotation, molecular function: actin filament binding.
AUGUCGCGUUUUGUACGCCCGUCCAAGUACAGGCAUGUUUUCGGCCAAUCCGCAAAGAAGGAAUGGUGCAUUGAGAAUGUCAAAGUCUCGAAUAGCGCCUGGGACACUAAUCUGAUCAGUGCCUCUGCGUCAUACGUUGCGCUCAACUGGAACUCCUCUGGAGGAGGCGCGUUUGCCAUUCUACCAGUCGCGUCCCCGUUCCGCCCAUUGCCCCACAAUCUCCCAUACAAACUCCCGGAUAUCAUCCCGCUUGCCCGUGGUCAUUCCGCCCCGGUACUCGACACCGACUGGUCGCCGUUCAACGACUCUGUUGUAGCUAGCGGUGGUGAAGACGGACGUGUGCUCAUCUGGAAGGUCGAAGAGUCUCAGUUCGAGAACUGGGGCGCCGAGAAAUGGCAGCCACGUGACUUUGAUCCUGUCGCGACAAUUACUGGCUCGGGCCGUAAAGUAGGCCAGGUCUUGUUCCACCCGACAGCUGAGAACGUUCUUGCGAGCUCGACUGUCGGCGAUGGGACCGUCAGGCUCUGGGACCUGGCUGACACGAACGAAGCCAAGAUUGCGCUCACGGGACAUACCGAUACGAUUCAGUCGCUGACCUGGAACCCGACUGGAACGCUCUUGGCCACCACCUGUCGCGACCGCAAGAUUCGGCUGUUUGACCCUCGUGCUGGCAGCGAGGCGGUACGGAUUGGUGACGGACAUGCAGGUAUCAAGGGUGCGCGCGUUGUGUGGUUGGGCGGACAUGAUCGUAUUGCAACGACUGGGUUCAGCAAGAUGAGUGAGCGCCAGCUUGCCCUUUGGGAUACCAGCUCGCUGGCAAAUAUCAAGACUGUCUCGAUUGAUCAGUCGUCUGGUGUGAUCAUGCCGUUCUGGAGCGACAAUAAUGUUCUGUUCCUGGCUGGCAAAGGAGACGGUAACAUCCGGUCGUACGAGUACGAGAACGACAACCUAUACGAGCUGUCGGAGUACAAGUCGAUUGAUCCUCAGCGAGGAAUGUGCUUCCUUCCUCGACGUGCACUUAGCGUGUCGGAUUGCGAGAUCAUGCGAGCGUACAAGGUGUACGGAUCGACGAUCGAGCCGAUCGGGUUUGUGGUUCCGCGCAAGUCGGAUCAAUUCCAAUCCGACAUCUUCCCGCCUGCACCAUCGAGCGAACCAGCGCUUACUGCAGCUGAAUGGUUCACGGGUAAGACUGCACCGCAAAACUUGGUCGAUUUGGACACCGGAACCGUUAGUGCGGCACCUGCUUCUGCUCCGGCUACAUUUGCACCCCAGCCGACUCCCGCUGCCGCAGCCCCACCUCCGGCGGCCGCACCGAAGCCAGUUGACCCCCCUACACCUGCUUCGAUUCCUAUCCCACCUACACCUGCGGCGGCUCAAACGCCAAUCGCGACCGAGGCAGCUUCUCCAUCAAAUGAGGCGAACAGCGCAUUGGUUGAAGAAAAUUCCCGCCUGACGAGCGAGUUACGCGAGGCUCGCGCUCAAAUCCGUAACCUCGAACUUCAGAUCGAGGCCAUGAAGGCUAAUGCACAAAAGGCGGCUAAGGCAAUUUUGGAGGCUGGUGGGAUUUGA